This is a messenger RNA of Spirodela intermedia, 7632 nucleotides long. The record is from the annotation of a GenBank genome assembly. NCBI's taxonomy places the organism in Eukaryota, Viridiplantae, Streptophyta, Magnoliopsida, Alismatales, Araceae.
AUGGCGGGGGAGGGCGGCGGUUCUAGGGCGUUGUUCCUGAUGGCGUUGCUCCUUACGGCGAGCCUCUAUGGCGUCCGGCAGGCUUCCGCACUCGCGAUUUCCGUCACGGAUCGGGAGUGCGUGUACGAGUACGUCUUCUACGAGGGGGACAACGUCUCCGGGAACUUCGUCGUCGUUGACCACGAGGUCUUCUGGGGCUCUGAUAGCCCAGGCAUUGAUUUUGAGGUAUGUGAAUCACGAUUCUUAUUUUUCUUUUCCUUUUCGUUUGACCAUCCAUUCUGGGAUCAUCGUCGAUUUAACUGCUUGUAAUAAGGUCCACUAUUGGUGAUGGAUGCAGAUGGCCGACUUAAUUUCUGGAUCCAUCGUUAUUAGUUUUCUGUGGCGCUCUAUUAAUCCAUAUUUCUGAGCUGGUUGAAUGAGAAUUCUAGCCAUCUAAGGAAACUAAAUCUGUUGGCGUUCCUGUGGUAAUUUACCCUUGUAACCUAGUCAUGAAGGCUGCUCCUACGCUGGGAGCCGGAUCUUCAGGCGAUCGAUAUCUUGAUGUCCUCUGUUACCGAGUCGUUACAUGUGUUGAGAAUUGAUUCUCUGUGCUACUGGGAGGCUUGCAUACUGAUUUGGAGGGAGAAAUUUCGGUCUAUUUGAGGAUAAAACAUUUUCAUUUCAUCCCGAGUGUCAUAGCCAUUGUUUGGUAACGAUUAUCCAAUGACCGCAAACCAUGCUACUGAAGGUAGCCCGAAAUUCGAAAUUUUAUCAAUUAUUCUUUGCUACCGAACAUUAAGAUUCGUGCAGAUUACUAUGUUGAUUUAAACAGUCCUGAUAGAAGUUUCUGGCCGAGCAGAUUUUACACAAACCAGCUCAGGUGCCCAGCCUCCUAUCUACAUUUAAUCAAUUCAGCUUGUAAGGUUGGAUUUCCCCCUGUUUGAACCGUAGACAUGUCACACACUUUAAUAUUUCUAAUGCAUGUUCUCAACCCUUCCUUGGUUGAUGCUAUGUUAGUGACUUAGUGUCUCAUUAAUAGAGUCGCAUCAUUCAGUGCUUUCAAGGAGAAUUCCUUUAUGUCUCUUUCACGGUUUAGCUCCUCUUCCACUCCUAUCCUAUGUCUUCAGUUGUUCGUAUUUUGUUUAUGCCUUCGAACUUUUUCAUGGCAAACAAAGCCACAGCCUAUCUGAUACUUAUUUCUUGACUUUUCUCACACUAACAUAGCAUAAAUUUUUCAUGGCUAUGGGAACUAGGACGAAGUGUAGCAGCACAUUAUAACUGUGAUGUCACCUUAUUUAAUAUCACUAUCUAUUCUCAGCUGUCUAGACUUUCAGAAAUUUUCCUGAUCUGCCUUUCUCCAUCGGUUCCUCCCUUCGAAACCAAUGAUCAUCUUCCUACAUCCCUCAUACCUUCAUCUAGAUACCCAUGCAGCUACUUGUGUCCCAGCCACUUUUGUAUGAUGAUAAUGGACCAAAAUAGUCAUCACCACAGACUGCAUUCGCAGCCUUCGAAUAAGGCUUCACCUUGUACUAGCUCAUUUGAUUUGGUUCUUCUGGUUGCUGUAAGUAUGUGCAGAUGGCUUGGUACUUCCAUCCUAUUGGGUGUUAUGUCUCAUUUGCUCAUCUUCUAGUUGCUGGUUGUGUCUCAUCAGGAAGGGCAUGAUGAGUGAGAUGUUAAAUCUAAUCUCUCUAGGUAUUUGGCACCUGGUUUUCUCUCUAGCUGUUGUUACUUCAGUGGAUUGUUGUCGGGUUUCACUGCUAAGUACAGCUUAUCCUAUCCAUUAGCAUAAGGCUCGUCUUGUGACAAAGGUUAUAACUUGCGUUGUAUGCGAGCAUUAUUUCGGUGGCUAUAAUAUGGGCUGGUCAAUGCUUUAAAUGAGUGCAAAGAAAAAAUGCAUUCUUACAUAAUAGACUAAGGUGCUUGUCCUGAAAGUAACCUCCAAGCUAUGGCAUUAAUGUAGGCCAUCAAAUCCUAUCAAGAGAGGGACGAAAUUCUAAUUUUGAUCCAAGUGGCCCAAAAUUAGUUGGGUAAGUAUCCAGGGUGCUAAAAAGUUGAGCUGUACUGAUCAGGAGGCCUUAACGGUCGAAAGUACUUUUGGUCUGUACCUAGACACAUCACAAAUGCGUCAGAGAUUACUUUCACGCUUAAGUGGAGUAGAAGCUCGGCUACAUCCCAACUCAAGUAGACCAAAGGCCUAGGAAACCUGAAAACAGAGUUAAUCCAGCUUAGGCUUGAGUUGGCCUAUUAGCGUGUCUUAAACAUUUCCUAGUUUUAUUUUUCUGCUUUUAUAAUCUGUUCCCGCUUUUUGUUGUCUUAGAUUUAUUUGAACGGUUCAAUAAUAGAACUCUCCUUUUUUUUAGGGGCGUUGUAAUAAAACCCCUUUUAUUAGGGGCGUUCUAACAAACCUCGCUUUUUUUAAGGGCGUUUUAAUCAAAGCCCCCAUUUUUAUGGACAUUCUAAAAGAAUUUUUUGGCCUACUUAAAGGCUCCCCUUGUAGCCCUAGUGUCAUUCAAGCAAUUACAUGAAAAUUUUCUUCUUCUGUGGUUUUUGUCUCCUUGUUGGUGGAUUUUGGCACCUCCUUUGUGUAUCCAGGGGAACUCUUUUGAUCUUGUGGACUCAAGAUUAAACCUUUCUGGAUUUAAAUGUCGAAAGUUUCUCUGUUCUAUAGAUUCAGGGUGAAGAAUCUUCAAAGAAAUCACGUUUCUUGUGGAUUCAAGGACGGGAUUUCAACUCUACACAACUUAAGUUGUGUCAAGUAUCCUAGGGGAAAUAUCAAUAUGUAAACUCAUGAUGACGAUAUUGGGUGAAACAAUGCCUAAGUGCUUUGUUUAAUAAGUUCAGUUAGAUUUUUUGUAGUAUUAGUUUGAAAUAUAAAUACGCCAACUAUUCAAUGUCCAUUAAGCACAUCACAUGGAGAAUGAUUCUACUAGUUGAUCAUGCUGAUUCUGUUCUUCUGAUAUCGAGGAUACUUCCUGAUUUUAAGAACAUUUAAAGUUCUUUCAUCAGCUAGAAUUUAUACCAAUAUGAUUAUUUUUUCUUUGGAUCAAAGUUGCUUGUAGUGCACAUUGUUUCUUUCUUUCUAAGUAAACAUGCUUUGGCCCUGUGACAAGAAGUAGGUUUACUUGGUCACAUACCACCCCAAUUAUUUCAUGGUCCGGUCUUUAAUAUGAGGAUAGAUAAGACUUUCCUAAUUCGACAUUCCGGUUCUAGCUUGUUAGGAUUGCUAGUUAGUUCAUGCAAACAAUGUUGUUAAGAGGCUGUUAGGAGGAUAUGCUAUUAUCAAGGGCUCUAGGCGAAUUCUCGUAUUUAAGUGUAAUGGACAUCCGUGUUUUGUCCCUUUUCUGAUGUCGACUAUGUGGUGUCCACUCUUUUAGAAGGUUUGCGUCAGGAUAAUGCACUUUUAUUGACGGAAAUCUGGCGACUUGAACAAGAAAGACAGUGUUGUGGGUCAACCAAGUGUGGAGACGAGACUGAAUAUCAAGCUGAGGCUCAUGCUGUGUGCGGGAUGUUGUUGCUGAAGUCUUGAAUAGAGGAUCAAGUUGUUGUCUCUUUUUGAGCCUAAUGUAGAGCAGAAGCACAAGAACAGGCCAAAGAAAAUGUAAUCAGGAAGGCUCAAAGGGUGAAAAAUGGAAAGCCCAAAAUUAGCUGUGCAUUCCCUCUGCGAGAUCUAUUAUUUCAGCAUAUUUUGUUAGCACUUUUCUCCUUUUUGGGGAUCCUUUUUUAGUGGUAGUUGUUGGUAGUUCCUGUUUCCUUGUAGAUUCUGAAAUAUCAUCUUAUUUGAAGAAGAGUGUACUGUAGAAGGGCACAUUACUGCACAUUGAAGAACAACACCAAGUAACUCUCGAUGUUGAGGUAGAGGAGAGAAUCAAUGGAGCAGAAAAAAAAGCAUUCGGGACCCUAAGCGGUGACAGUUGAGACGUUUCUUCAAUGCCCACUUUGGUAAUGCUAUGAACGAUAUGUGGAUAGUGGGCCGGCCGAAAGGUGGCCCAAGUGGGUCCAAGGUGCAAUAGGCUCAGACGCCCUUACUACUUCCCAACUUUUCUUAACACACAUAAGACAUUUUUCUUCUUGUUUUCUUGUCGAUUUAUGGUUCUUCUCUACUCUCUCUACUUCCACUACGUUUGAACCUAUUGCCAUGCAUUAUGGUCAUCAGGCUGCUAUUGACAAUCAUUGUAAUCCUGUCUUUAAUGCAUUGACCAAACAUCUUGAAGUUGAUUGUGAAUUCAUCCACAUCCUACUAUGUCUAAGAAGAUUUGAACUCUAAUUACAGCUUCUGAAGACCAGCUACCUGUUUUAUUCUCUAAGUUCUUGACUCCACUCAUUUUUCUUUCCUUGUGACUAUCUAGUUAUAAUUAAUAGUUGUGCUUCAGUUUUGUGGUGAGUGUUAGAAUCUAAUUGUUAGAUGUUGUAUCAUCACUGAGCUAUGCUAUUGUUUAGUUACAACAUAAGCAGUAUUAUGUAUAUAGAGUUAUAAUUUAAUCUUUUGUUCUAGAGAGUUUUCACUUUCUUUCUACUCCCCACUGUCAGCCAUAAAAAGGAUUAUUGGUAGCGUUUAUUCUGUUGUGGAAUGUAAUUUGUGAUGGUUCUCUGCUUUUUCUUGUCAUAUUGUUCAGAAAAAGAUAUAUUCAUCCAUAUCGGUGUUUGUUGAUUUUUGAACACUAAGUAUUCCUUCUUUCCGAUGAAUGCACUCAUGUGACUUUGACAUGCCAUUUAUUGAAAACCUACAAAGAGGCAGGUGUGGUCUGGAUGCCUUAAAGGGGGUUGAUGGUAUGUGAAAUUUACAAAGUUUCUUUCAGGUGACAUCUCCGGCAGGCAACGUGGUACACUCUGCAAAGGGAAAAUCUGGGGAUAAGUUUGAGUUGAAAGGUCUAAGAGCUGGAAUGUACAAAUUUUGUUUCAUCAAUCCUUCUUCAGUACCGGAAACUGUGUCUUUUUACAUACAUGUUGGCCAUAUUCCCAAUGAGCACAACCUUGCUAAAGAUGGUUAGUUCUAUGAAUCUAUUUUUCAUACUCUGUUGCGAUGCUUAAGAUUUACUUCUGCUACCUUGCUUAAGAUUUACUUAUGCUGUGGGCAUUCACUCAUCACGAUUGGUUUCCCUUAUAGAGCAUUUGGACCCAGUCAAUGUGAAGAUCGCUGAACUGAAAGAGGGAUUAGAUUCUAUCACAGCAGAGCAGCACUACCUGAAAGCACGUGAUACUAGGCAUCGCCACAGUAAGUAUCAUAAUUUUUACUUACGUGGUGACAUUACUCUUGGAAGUGGGUUGUUGGUACUUAUCGGAUUUAUAGUGUCUAGCUAUAUUUCUGUUUUGGCAUUUCUGGUCACUACUAUUCUCACUUGAGCCCUCCGUGUUCUUUAUCUUGGAAGCUAUGCUGAUUUUGAGUGGCAGAUGGGGUAUUUUAUAUUCUUCUUUAAAGUGAAAGAUCCUUUUCUUUGGUAAUUCGGUCCAAACAUUGUCACUAUGCAUCGUGAUCAUUCUGCAUCAUGGGUCUCUUGUCACUACAAGACAAGAGUACAAAGCUGAUAAAUGGAAAAACCUCCCGGAUGGUAGACUAAAUGGUUCUACAGCGGAACUGUAGAAGCCUAACAGUAAGUAUCGGUUGUCUGAAAGAAUCUUAAUGAUAGAUCUAAAAUCUGUAGUGUAAAACGUUCCCCCGUGAUUCUAAGGUCAUAUAGAAUGGAAAUUGUGAGAUUAAUUUCAGUAUCAUUUCCUACAUUAGGUGUGAUAUCCACUGCUCCCUCCAAAUCUGUUCAUUGCUUUUGCAAUAGCUAGACGAGCCAGCUGUUUGACUACAAUAAAGAAUGAUGUCUUGUUUAAACUGUAAAUUUCUCCUCAAGAACACGAGGGCACUUAGUAUUUUUUUAAUCUUGAAAUAUUGUUAGUUUUAUUAUUCUGAUUCUUUCAUAAUUUCAGUAGCCUUUGUUCAUUGGUGGGUCAGUCUCUACUUGGAAAUUGGAUGAAGUUCAUUUCAUGGGCAAGAACUUGGUAGAAGAUAGGAUGAAUCCAAUUUGGAUUAUUGGAUAGGCUUUCAUUGGAUACUGAAUGGAAGCCAUUCCUCUUCCGUCGGAGCUCACUUAGAUAUGGGAUGAAACUCGUCUGGCUUAAGAGAUCAAUCCCACUUGGAUUUCUCGUGAAGCUCAUUUUUGUUUUUGUAGGUUAGUGCCCACGUGUGUUUGGGAUGAAACCCGUUUUCUAUCUUGGCCCAAAGCCUAUUUAGAUGAGAGAAGAUCAUUUUUUUACAGUGGGGGGUCGUAGUUCACUUACAUUUCGGAUGAAGUCUUUUUUUAUUUGUGGGCCCUAACCCGCUCAGAUUAAAGUAACAUCUGUCAUAGUAGGGAUGCAUUUCGAUGGAACUACUCUCUUGGCUUGGGCCCCUCACGCAGCUCCACAGACCUAUGGCAGUUCAAAGACGAAGGAGAGGAUGAUUUACCAAUAUAAAGUCUCAUCUAUGUAUCCCGCUAGGGACAGUUAACCAGUCACCCUCAAGAUCCUCCAUGGUAAUAGAGUCCAUUGAAAAAGUUACAUGCUUUUCCCUCCAUAGUAAUAGAGUCGAUAAACUCCAGUCUGGUCUCAGGCAAAGAGGCCAGUCUAGUUUUACCAAAUAGAGAAGACUGCGCUUAGCAGUAGGUGGAGAGGUCUGUACAAGUGUUCACUUGACUUCUAGAUUGUGAAUAUGUUCUUGAUCUCCCUCACAAAAGAAGAUUUAGAGAAGACACAUGCAAAGAAGGGAUAGGAACCAUUAACAUAAGAACUCUUCAGAGUGUUUUUCUUACCAAAUAUCUUAGGAAAGGUCAUCCGAAGAAGAAGGGUUUGUCUUGAUGAAGAUUCUGUCAUCUCACUCCUCAGGAGAGCAGGAGAUGAAGAUCACUCUUGGAGUCUUCCCCAAGCUUUUCUCUCCUUGUGUUUCUCUUACCUCACUAAAAUAAUUAACGUAAUACAGAUUUGUAGACCGUUUUCGUUUUCCUUCCUAGAAUCUGUGCUCAUCUUUUCUCAAGAAAUUUCCUUUACAAAUCAAUUUUUUUGAAGGAACGGGAUGAAACCCUUUUUCUGGCUCCUCUCUAGCAAAUCUGGGCAGUACUAUUCCUGGAUCUAGGGUUUUAUUUUCAGCUGUACAAGGGGAUCAUCAAUUCCAUCUGUGUUGUGAAUCAAAUGCUUGUGUCUUGGUUCUUUUAUCUUAUCCCAGUAGAGACAGCAGCUUUCCAUUAUAGGAUCACAAUAUAUGGUAUGCAUAUCAGUCAGAGGCUUAUCUUUACCUUACAGAAAUUUGGAGAGGCGAAGCCUAAAUAUCUUCUCCAGUAUUUAAAUAUUUCUGCAUGUAGCAUUGAUUAAUAGAGAGUUAUUGAUGAUUCUCCCAAUUCAAACAUCCUUUUGUGUGGGAAACAUGUCAAUACGUUACUGAAUUUGGCCAUUUUUCUCAGUCAAUGCUAUAAAUCUUCUUCUGUGAGGGAGACCAAGAACAUGUUCACAGUCAAUGCUAUAAAUAUUCGCGAGUUUGACUUCAACCUUUCUUCUUUUGUAGCCAAUGAGAGCACGAGAAGACGCCUCCACUUCUACACAUUGACCGAGUAUCUUGCACUUGGCUGUGUCAGUGGACUUCAAGUACUCUACAUCCGGCGCUUGUUCAGCAAGUCUGUUGCAUACAACAGAGUUUAG